Molecule: messenger RNA, 1957 nt
Organism: Toxorhynchites rutilus septentrionalis
Lineage: Eukaryota; Metazoa; Arthropoda; Insecta; Diptera; Culicidae
Product: carbohydrate sulfotransferase 11
Exons: 4
Coding region: 539-1555 (338 amino acids)
Biological process (GO): carbohydrate biosynthetic process
Cellular component (GO): membrane
Molecular function (GO): sulfotransferase activity
Source: RefSeq, a predicted model, not a curated record
GUGGGAGCGCGCGCGAUAGCAGACUUUGUCGGGGGAGUAUCAACAAAAUAUUCAGCUGCGGAACAAGUUUUCCAAAGGAGAGAAGGCAGAGUGAGGUGUUUUUGUUGAAUUUAAUUGCCGCUCGAGUACCCGUCAUUUACGCGAGGGCAGGUAAUAAACGCGCACGUUGAACGUGAGGGAUCAUUAAAAAGGGGAACUCCACCGGACCGGUCCUAAUUUCUCUCUCAGAUUCACGCCAAAAUCAGUUCGGGGAAAAGUUUUUCGCCAAAUUAAGAAUUAAAACAGGAAAUUCACGUGCGCUUCGGCUUCUGUAAACAACAUCUAAUUUAAACAUUGCACGGAGGUUUUUCGAUCGUGUCAGCGAAUAUGAAUAGGUGCGGUGUAUAGUAAAAGUGCAAAGAGCGAAGUUGACCAAUUAUCACCACAGGGCCUUGAUACUUGAGGCGCGAGUUGCGUAAUUAUCACAUGCUGCGCGGUUUAUUUACACUGUGGGCUAACGAGCUUCGAUAACCCAUGACUCCGAUGCGCGCGUGAGAACAUGGGAAGGAUGAUAUCAUCGCGAUCGAGUUUAUUUAAGUUUGUGUUAGCAAUAAAUAUUCACCUAUCGGCAAGUAGCGCGAGCGCAAGCCAACAGGCAGUUCCAGGUUUGAUUGAUGAGGAUUCGCUUAGUGGUAACGAUGUGCAUGGAUAUGAGCUAACACAAUCGCAGAACUUCAUGCGGCAGGACGUACUGAUGAGGGCUUGCGCCCAGAUGAGGGACCAAAUGGAGUACAGAACCGUCGAUGAGUUGAGUACCUUCCAGUCGAGCCACUUGCUAGUUGAUGAAAAGCAUAAAUUCCUGUAUUGCUACGUACCCAAAGUUGCCUGCACGAACUGGAAACGAAUCUUGAUGAUCAUGACGGACAAAUGGAACGGUACAGACCCGCUUCAGAUCCCUGCGGAUACGGCACACUCGAGUGGAAUGUUCAAAACGUUCAGCUCGCUUAGCCCAGAAGAAAAGCAGACUGUCUUAACGGACUACAAUCGCUUUAUCCUCGUGAGACAUCCCUUUGAACGUUUGCUGUCGGCAUUCCGAAAUAAGCUGGAAGGGGAUUCCAAAAGUGCCAAAUAUUUUCAGUCCCGAGUGGGUAAAAUCAUCAUCAAAGCUUUUCGUCCCAAUGCCUCCAACAGCUCGCUGGAGCACGGUCACGAUGUAACAUUUCUCGAGUUCAUCCAGUAUUUGCUCACGCCGGAGUUGAGUCGAAACUCUAAUUUGUCGUUCAACGAGCACUGGGAACCGGCAUCGAUGUUGUGCCACCCCUGUCUAAUGCAGUACAAUAUCGUCGGGAAGUACGAAACCCUGGUGGAUGAUUCCACGCUAGCACUGCAUCUGGCGGGAGUUAGUGGAAUUAGCUUUCCGGUGGUGUACAAAACCUCCGGCACUAACGAGCGACUGCGGAAGUAUUUUAGCGACAUUCCCCUACCGAUUAUCAAGAGUUUGUACAAAUUGUAUGAGGAUGAUUUUCGGCUAUUUGACUAUAGUUUGGUCGAAAUUCUAGGCUUUGAGUUAGGAUAGCGGAAAGUGUACCGAGUUGAAUGUAGGUUUAAUCGGGUGUUGUAUAUAAGAAGAAAAAUCAUGACAAUUGAGAACAGUUGAAUUGAGAGCGAACAUGAGAACGCUGGAUUUCUAUUUUAUGGUGUAAGCCCGAGAGGUUAUGGUACCAGGUACCGGUUUAUUCUAGCAGGUAGACAAGACUAAGUAAAACAGGUUUGUAUGCAAUAAGGCCAGAAGGUGUUCUCAGCUAACAAAUGAGAAACUAAUUGCCACCAACCGCUCGUUAAAAAUCGUACAAUUACUAACGUUAGGGUAUUAUAUUUUUAUAUGUGAUUUAUUACACUGUUGUGUACUUAUGGAACCAUGUGCGCAAGGCACCGUGAUGUCAGUUAAUGAACUUAAAUAAAACAUUUUUCUUUACAA